AUGAAAGAAAUAAUGAAACGGUUGCGUCGGCGUGAGGCUCGCACUGCUGCCUUGAGUGGCCUGCCCCCUGCUUCCGCCUCAACAUCUACAGUAGCUGCUACUGGAUUGCUUUAUCAGAAUAGUCUUCCAAUGACCACUUGUCCUGGUUCCAGCACUAGUAAUCAGAGCAACACGGGCUGCAAUGCAGGGGGCAAUCAUAGUGAUAAUAGAACUCGUCAGACUUCGGCUUGGCGAACUCGUGGUGGUCGAGCAACUGCAACUGCUCUUGCUGCUAGUGGCACAGCUGGAUAUAACAGCGAUGCCAAGCCGGAUCCCCAAAGCAACAGCUUAAAUGGCCUGCUUUCUGCGCACAAAGGAUCUUCAGCAAGAAACAGCAGUACUUCGUCCAAAGCUCAUUCCCGGACAUCGGCAUUGUCAUCAGGCAAGCGUGGCUUUUAG
Molecule: messenger RNA, 438 nt
Organism: Protopolystoma xenopodis
Lineage: Eukaryota; Metazoa; Platyhelminthes; Monogenea; Polystomatidea; Polystomatidae
Source: the annotation of a GenBank genome assembly